AUGUCGGUACGAUCGGUUCUACAUCGAGUUACCAACGAAUGCACGGUUUGGGUCCGAUUUGAUCGUCCAUCACCACAGCCACUGAUGUCUGACCUACCAGCUGCCCGUGUACAGCAGUGCCACCCAUUUGCCCUUGUGGGAAUCGAUUUUGCCGGUCCGCUGCAACUAAAAGAGACUCGCCUACGGAAGUCUCGAUCAUAUAAGGUGUAUAUUGCUGUUUUUGUUUGUUUCACUGUGAAGGCUUGCCAUCUCGAGGUUGUCACUGAUUUAUCAAUAGCCGCUUUCUUCGCGGCGUUUGAUCGUUUAGUUGCUCGACGUGGCUUGCCGUCGGACAUUUUCACCGAUUGCGGCACCAACUUUGUGGGCGCCGACCGACAAUUACACGCGAUAAUCAAUAGCUUGAAAGGGCAAACUGCAUUAAGUGAUUCGCAUUCUUAUUGUUCCUGGCAUUUCAACCCGCCCAGUGCUUCUCAUUUUGGUGACUUGUGGGAGGCUGCGGUGUGCUCCAUGAAAAGGUUAUUGACUCGUGUCAUGGGCAACCAUCAAUAUUCGUAUGAAGAGUUCACGACCGUACUAUGUCGGGUGGAAGCAGUGCUCAAUUCCCGUCCUCUAACACCGUUAUCAUCCGAUCCGGUCGAUCUAGAUUACUUGUCUCCGGGUGUCUUCCUUAUUGGCCCACCGUUAUUUGCUGGGCCGCCCAGGACUUCGCCGUAG
Messenger RNA from Sipha flava (yellow sugarcane aphid), 714 nucleotides. RefSeq lists its product as uncharacterized. The transcript has a single exon. Lineage: Eukaryota; Metazoa; Arthropoda; Insecta; Hemiptera; Aphididae. Gene Ontology annotation, molecular function: nucleic acid binding. The record is from RefSeq and is a predicted model, not a curated record. The coding region runs from base 1 to 714 and encodes 237 amino acids.